UAGCUAACAUAGCUGAAGCACUCCAUACGAAUGUAACUUCUACCAUUGAAGCGGGAACGAGAUGUCAUACUUAUAUAACUGAUUGUAAUGGUCAUGUUUUAGCGGACGAUGGAAUGAAAGAUUGCUCUACUAACUAUGCAUUUUGUAGAGCAUCGAGUCAUGAUUUACCAGACGGCACGACAUAUUGUACUCACAUGAUAGUUCAGGGUCACAUCGGGGGUAAUAACCGAUACAUCGAAGCCAGUGACACUGCAUGUUUCCAUCUUCAUGGCAACGUUUUUCAUUGGACUUUUGAUCAAAUAGAUUGUCAUGAUUAUUGUUAUCCUGACAUUGGUACUCACGUAAUUUCAGAAAUCACUUCAGGUACUGAUCCAGGUUCAAAAUCAUGUCAUGUUUAA
Messenger RNA from Entrophospora candida, 398 nucleotides. NCBI's taxonomy places the organism in Eukaryota, Fungi, Glomeromycota, Glomeromycetes, Entrophosporales, Entrophosporaceae. The record is from the annotation of a GenBank genome assembly.